Molecule: messenger RNA, 828 nt
Organism: Fusarium redolens
Lineage: Eukaryota; Fungi; Ascomycota; Sordariomycetes; Hypocreales; Nectriaceae
Exons: 2
Coding region: 1-828 (275 amino acids)
Source: RefSeq, a predicted model, not a curated record
AUGUCGAAUUCGAGUCACGAGGAGAGUUGCUCGUCCAACACAUCCAUUUCUGACGAAGAAUUGGAUUGCAUCCCUUGCGAAUCAUGUGCCGUUCCUCCCAAAAGCCUGGAAAACGUCUUCCCUACACUAGAUACCCAGACGAGCCAGUUCGUCAAAAUGCCUGACACUGAUUACAUCCUUAUCUCUCUGGAUUUCCAUCGUGUUUGCGGGAUAGAGCGUAGCGUAUCGCUAGAUGGACCGACAUAUGGACACGACCCUGUCGUCGAGGCCGGAGUCGCGUAUCUCGACAUGCGAGACAUCCUGUAUGACCGUGGUAAGGGCGUCAUGCCUGGAGAUCGUGGAUCGUCCUGGUUCAAAUACAUGACUCCUCUUCAUUAUAUCGUGGAAGAGCUCGAGGACCAAGAACCCGUCAAAAUUGCGCUGUUGCAACUUCGUCUGGAAUGGUUAGCGGAACCCAACGUGCAGAUAUGGGACUUGAAGAAGGAGAAGCAAUUUGAGACACGCCUUCAACAACCAGCAGCAUUUGAGCAUGUUCUGGAGCGUCUGGGUAUUCGCUUUGAAGAUACUCGAUUCGGAAAACUAUCGUCAUGCACAGGUAAUGCAGCUGUGUUUAUGAUUCAGACGAUCCUGGCAUUCUUUUAUAGGGAUGAACACCAAAAAGCCUCGUUUGAGAGGCGUAGACCGUUGAGUUGGCUGCGAUAUACUUGGGUAGGCCAUUCAUUAGAUCAGCUUAAUUUGGCGCCGGGAGAGUUACCAAAGAGAAGGCGUGAAAGCGAGAUGAAUCGUCAUAAUCUGCCUCAGAGGAAGAAUGAGAAGGCAUUCGGCUGA